Yamadazyma jaroonii is the source of this 1350-nucleotide messenger RNA. The record is from the annotation of a GenBank genome assembly. NCBI's taxonomy places the organism in Eukaryota, Fungi, Ascomycota, Pichiomycetes, Serinales, Debaryomycetaceae.
AUGAUAACGUUAACAGAUCAAACUACUCAUAAGUCUAAGAGUAAGGUCAUCUUUAUUGUGAUGAUGUUCAUCAUAUCACUUGCGACGUUCUUAUCACAAACUGAAUUCACGUCUCAAGCAUAUCUGUUGGGAUUUAAGGAACCUAUAAUAUUAUUAUUAGUUACUCAUGGUUCAUGGUGGAUUUUAUGGCCAUUACAAGUGAUUGUUCUUGCAGUUUUCAGAGUCACCACCAAGUUCAUGAAUAGGGAUAAAAAGAAUGAGUAUCAGUUAUUGAAUUCAAAUACUGAAUUACUCCCACCCAAACAAAUAAACUAUUUAAAAUACUUUAAAAAAUCCAUCAUCAAACAAUUUCAUAAUGUUUAUCAUACUUCCAUCAUAAUAUAUGAAAAUAAUGUAAAUGGAGAUGACAGAACUGAAAAUAUCAAUGAAUUAAUCGAAAAACAUCCCCAUAUUACUUCCAAUCAAUCCAUUAUAUCUUGUGCUGAUUCGUUUUUAAGAACUCCUUCCAUCAAAUAUAUUGUUUGGAACUGUUUCUUAAUGACUGUGUUAUUGAACGUUGCUGGGUUUACUUGGUAUGGUGCUAUGUCUAUCACAUAUGCUUCAGAUGUUACGGCUAUUUAUAAUUGCUCAGCCUUCACAGCUUAUGUUUUCGCUAUACCGUUAUUAAAAGAGAAGUUUUCAUGGUUAAAAGCAUCAUCAGUUAUGAUUGCCGUGUUGGGAGUUUUCGUAGUAGCUUAUUCUGGUAGUGACGAUGCCAAUGAAGAAUAUCCUUUGAGAUUUUGGGGGAAUUUAGCUAUUUCUGUGGGUGCAGUUAUUUAUGGGUUAUAUGAAGUUUUCUAUAAGAAAUACUUAUGUAUCCCUGAACAUUUGUCCAAAUUAAUCACUCCUAGAAGACAAUUAGUAUUAGCUAAUUUUGUUAUGUCCAUGUUAGGAUUUUUCACCUUGCUUAUUUUGUUAGUUGGGGUUUUAGCUGUGGAAAUUUUUGGUUUCCAUAGUUUCAAUUUAUUUGACUACGAGAACGUUAAGGCGAUCUGGUUGUGCAUUGUUGGAUCAAUUGUAUCCAAUUUAAUGUUUUCUGCAUCAUUUUUAUCAUUAAUUUCAUUGACUGGUCCUGUUUUAUCAUCAGUCAGUUCAUUAUUAACCAUCUUCUUGAUCGGGGUUGUUGAAUGGAUCUUAUUUGGUAAUGUAUUAAGUAGUCAACAAAUCUUUGGUGACUUGUUAGUGGUUAUAGGUUUUGUCUUAUUAACCGUAGCUUCAUGGAAAGAAAUCAGUGAGGGUAGUGAUACCGAUGACGUUGAAAUUAUCUCCAAUUAUUCAUUUGCUUUAAGUGUAAACACUAAUCAGGAUUAG